Talaromyces proteolyticus is the source of this 360-nucleotide messenger RNA. RefSeq lists its product as uncharacterized. The record is from RefSeq and is a predicted model, not a curated record. Lineage: Eukaryota; Fungi; Ascomycota; Eurotiomycetes; Eurotiales; Trichocomaceae. The transcript is spliced from 4 exons. Bases 1 to 360 code for a protein of 119 amino acids. Gene Ontology annotation, biological process: transcription elongation by RNA polymerase II. Gene Ontology annotation, molecular function: RNA polymerase II complex binding. Gene Ontology annotation, cellular component: transcription elongation factor complex.
AUGGGCAAGCGAAAGAAGUCAAGCCGAGGACCGCAAGGUCCUAAGAAGAGAGAACCUCUUGCGACCACUUUUGCCUGCCUCUUCUGUAACCAUGAGAACUCGGUCAUAGUCAAGCUUGACAGAAAGCUCGGCUUAGGAAAUCUAUCGUGUAAAGUGUGUGGUCAGAGAUUCCAAACGGGUAUUAACUACCUUUCUGCUGCUGUUGAUGUCUACUCAGACUGGGUUGAUGCUUGCGAUUCCGUCGCAAAGACGAAAGCCAAUGAUUAUGAUCAACGCGAUUCCCAGAUUAAUUACUACCAAGGUCCACCGUCACCAAAGGACCGGCCAGAAACAGAUCUGGAUAGCCCUCGUGAUGAUUAA